CUCGGCUCGGCCCGGCCCGGCCCGGUGCCAUGAGGGCCUCCCGCCGGGGUCACCCCUGCGCCGCCACCGGAGGCGGGGCCGGGCCGGGCCGGGCGGCCUCGGGGGGCGCCUGACGGCCGCAGCUGCUGGCGGGCACAGGCACCGGGCAGGAGGCUCCGACCACGUUUCAGUGUCUGCAGAGCGUGGCUUCAGCAUCCCUAGGCAGCGUUACUUCGCCUUGCUGCUGUUGGUGUCAGCUGCGCAUGGUCUUGUUUUCCUCAGCUGUGCCAGGAGGCUGGCGUUAAUGCCCCUGGGAAUUGUGGUGCUUGGGUUAAACAGAUCUCAUGCCAAGAAUGCCCUUAACAAAAAUCUUUUAAAAAUGAUGUCAAAAGCUGUGGAUGCUUUGAAAUCUGAUAAGAAAGUACGAACUGUUAUAUUCCGGAGUGAAGUCCCAGGGAUAUUCUGUGCUGGUGCUGACCUUAAAGAAAGAGCAAAAAUGCACUCAAGUGAAGUUGGUUCUUUUGUCUCAAAAGCAAGAGCAACUAUUAAUGAAAUGGCUAAUCUUCCUGUACCGACCAUUGCUGCAAUAGAUGGAACUGCAUUGGGUGGUGGCCUUGAACUUGCUUUAGCCUGUGACAUAAGAGUGGCAGCCUCUUCUGCUAAGAUGGGCCUAGUUGAAACAAAGUUGGCAAUCAUUCCAGGUGCAGGGGGGACACAGAGAUUACCCCGCACUAUUGGAGUAUCUUUGGCUAAAGAACUAAUCUUCUCUGCACGCAUUGUAGAUGGUGAGGAAGCAAAAUCAAUAGGAUUGAUUAGCCAUGUGGUAGAACAGAACGAAGCAGGGGAUGCCGCAUACAGAAGAGCACUAGCUCUGGCAAGAGAAUUUUUACCUCAGGGACCAGUAGCAAUGAGAGUUGCAAAGCUGGCCAUCAAUCAGGGAAUGGAGGUCGACUUAGUAACAGGCUUAGCAAUUGAAGAAGCUUGUUACGCUCAGACUAUUCCAACCAAGGAUAGAAUUGAAGGUCUUCUUGCAUUUAAAGAGAAAAGACCUCCUCGCUACAAGGGAGAAUAAAAGAAGCUGAUGCCUUUAAACUACAAUGGGGUAUAUGUACAGAUAUGAGGACCAUUAAGGUGCACUUUGCAUCUGAGCCUAGAAUAUCACAACCACCAAAGUAAAAGCAAAUCAUACUGAUGUUACUACAUUUUCAAUGUGUCCAUACUUGUACUGGGCCCAGAUAGAAAUGUGUGUCCAUUCAUGCUCAUUACAGUUUCUGAAGGCCGAUCUGUGUACUGGCAAGGUCACAAUUUCAUGCAGCAUUUUUAAAAUUUCAUAUGUAUGAAAUUUACCAUUCCACAAUUAAAAAGCUCUAUAAAUUCUUUAUAUAGUCAAAAUCUAUGUGUGAUGUUAAGUAUAAAUUUGCUGUAUCAUUUUAUCAAAAUAAAAGUGACUUCUGAACACCAAAAAAAAAAGAAAUUGCACCAAAUAUGCAUUUAAAUGAUUCUGUAUACCAGUAAAAUUGCAUUUGAGAAUUCUACCUGCAUAUGUACAUUAUAAAUAAAGUUAAGGGAGAUGAAAAGGAUUGUUGUUUGGGAAAUAUUAAGCUUUAUUUGUCUGACUUACACUAUUCCAAGUAAAACGAAAGUAACUUUGAGAGUAAUACAUAAUGGUGUCCUUUUGAUGAAGUCAUUCUUAUUAUAUUCAUUUAAUUGUAUUAAAUGAAGACAUCUUAGAGGCCAGCCUUUAAUAAUGCAUUUUUGUGUGUUACACUUGGCUUUGUCUUGCAUUCUUCCAAAAUGCCAUCUGAUCAGUACUGUCCGCUGUUAUGGAAUUUGAUUUCACUUGCCCUGGUUAUUUUAAAUUUGUGAUGAUUGUAUUAAAAUAUUUUGCGCAGGGAUGUGUCUGAUAUGCUGUUAAAGAAACUAGAAUUCUCUUCAUCCCUAGAAUGUCCUUUUUGCAGGGUCUAAAUAAUGUAUAUUUAUAUGCAAUGGGGAUGAUAAUGAAAUGUUCUUUAUUCUGUGGUGGCCUCAGGGUUCUUUUCAUAUUUUGAAAGAGAAAUCCAGUAGGUUAUAAGGUGAGAAUGCUGUUGUGAUUCAUAUUGUAUAUUUGAUGUAGUUGUGGCAUAUACAACAAAUGCUUGAAAACAACCUCUUAGAAAUUAUUUUUGUUAACUUGACUGGAAAAUAAACAUGCCUUAGCAGUCAGAGGCUAUCUUUUACAUUAAAACAAAUUUCUUCGUAUUCGGUUACCAUUGGCUUAUGAAACUUGUGCAUGCUCUGCUGUUUCUGCAACAUUAACUAUGGUCAGUGUCCAUAUGUAUGAUGAUAAAGCAGCUAUUGAACAUGAAAUGACAGGAACUCAUUUAAAUUCAUAUUUAGACAUAUCAUUACAUGUAAAUUGAUUAUAACUGGUAGAGCACACACUUUGUUGACUGGUAAACUUGCUGAGUCGAUCAUUUCAUGCAUGAUAAUUUGCAAAUAAAGUACCGGUGCUUGUUUUGAUAGUCA
Messenger RNA from Anas platyrhynchos (mallard), 2484 nucleotides. It is a transcript of the gene AUH, whose product is annotated as AU RNA binding methylglutaconyl-CoA hydratase. Gene Ontology annotation, biological process: fatty acid beta-oxidation. NCBI's taxonomy places the organism in Eukaryota, Metazoa, Chordata, Aves, Anseriformes, Anatidae. The record is from RefSeq and is a predicted model, not a curated record. Gene Ontology annotation, molecular function: enoyl-CoA hydratase activity. Gene Ontology annotation, cellular component: mitochondrion.